GACACCGAAACGCAACGUAAACUCGAAAUGAGACACCGGGAGGAAGAGGACGACCUCUACAGACAGUUCUCGAAGAAGAGGGCAGAAGAGGAAACUCAUAUUAGUCAACAAAUUCAGGAGGAAUGGGAGAAAGAGUUGGAACGAAUCACAUCCCGAUUCCAACACGAGUUAAGUACCAAAAAGAAGCGAAUCAAUGGCGACGAGGAGAAGGCUCUGACUAUUCGGCACCAGAAAGAGAAGGAGGACUUAGAGAAGAAUAUGACCGUUAAGUUGGACCGCAAGAAGGAGUCGCUGACCAGAAAGCUGUUGGAACAGGAGAGACAGGCAACCGCUGAACUGGUCGACAAACAGAGCAAAGAGAUGAUUAAUCUUAUCUCUGAAAAGUUCAAUGAGUUCUCACAAACAAAUGUCAAGAGUUAUAUUAGUCCAGAUGAACCGCCAAUAAUGCCAUACCCGGCCCAACCGCCCCCUCCAAGUCCUCCGCUCAUAUCAAAGAUGGAUAUAUACCACGACCCAAAUGUAUUCGCAGAACUCGACCAAAUUGCUAUCAAUGUCGCUCGAGAAGAUCAGAAGACUUUCACAGAUUUGGUGCGACUGUUGAUCGGCAGUUGUAUUACAGAUGUAGAGAAGGCGAGGGCUAUAUUCCGGUGGAUUACUGUCAAGAAUUUAAAUACAAUAAAGUUUGACGACGACGCCGACAACUCGGACACACCGAUGGGUAUACUGAGGGGUAUCAAACACGGCACUGAGAGUUAUCAUGUACUGUUCAAACGGCUUUGCAGUUACGCGGGUUUGCAUUGUGUAGUCAUUAAGGGUUACUCAAAGAGUGCUGGAUAUCAACCGGGAGUCCGAUUCGAAGACAACCGGUUCCGGAACUCAUGGAAUGCAGUCUACGUGGCCGGCGCCUGGCGUUUCGUUCAGUGCAAUUGGGGGGCCAGACAUCUGGUGAACGCCAAAGAGGUGCCCAAACCUGGAAGUAAAGGCAAAUCCGAUAGUUUGCGGUAUGAGUACGACGACCACUACUUCCUCACUGAUCCCAAAGAAUUCAUUUACGAGUUCUUUCCGCUUCAACCCGAUUGGCAACUCCUCAAGACUCCCAUCACUAUCAGUGAAUUCGAAGAACUGCCGUUUGUUAGAUCCCUCUUCUUCAGAUAUGGUCUCUAUUUUACGGCCGAAGACUUGAGAGCUGUCUUAUACACGGAUAGUUCGGGCGCUUCUACAGUGCGGAUAGGAAUGCCUACUAAUAUGACUCCAAGUCUUAUAUUUCACUACAAUCUUAAGUUUUAUGACCGCGAAUCUGAUUCGUUUGAUGGCAUCGGACUCAAGAGAUUUGUAAUGCAGUCAGUUGUGGGAAAUAUGGUCUCAUUCCGAGUACACGCGCCCUGUAGUGGGGCUUUCAUUAUGGAUAUCUUUGCCAACGCCACCACUCCUCGAGAGUACGUGACGGGAGAGCCCAUGAAAUUCAAGAGUGUCUGCAAAUUUAAGAUCGAUUGCGACGAUCUGCAGACAGUUAUGGUCCCAUUGCCUGACUGUGCGAGUGGUGAAUGGGGACCACUGAAGAGUACCCGACUCUUUGGACUCAUUCCUCUCACACACGAAGACGCGUUGAUAUUCUCCGACAGAACUCUGGAAAUACAGUUCCGAAUGUCCCGACAGUUGACUGAUUUCAUGGCCUCUUUGCAUAAGAAUGGCAUCGAAGAGAAGAAGCUCUCGAAGUUCGUGUCGGCGCACGUCGAGGAAGACAUCGUCUCCUUCUUCAUCAAAUUCCCCGAAGAGGGUCAGUACGGACUCGACAUCUAUACCCGAGAAGUGAGUUCAGAGUUGUUGAAGGGAGACAAACAACUACUGACCCAUUGCUGCAAAUACCUCAUUAAUGUGGGCUCUAAGAGGUUAUAA
Molecule: messenger RNA, 1896 nt
Organism: Oppiella nova
Lineage: Eukaryota; Metazoa; Arthropoda; Arachnida; Sarcoptiformes; Oppiidae
Source: the annotation of a GenBank genome assembly